Messenger RNA from Anthostomella pinea, 408 nucleotides. The record is from the annotation of a GenBank genome assembly. NCBI's taxonomy places the organism in Eukaryota, Fungi, Ascomycota, Sordariomycetes, Xylariales, Xylariaceae.
AUGGAGCAGGAGGGUUCAGCUGAGUUCCAUGUCCCCAGCCUAUCCGAGCCCUGCAAGACCUGGUACAAGGUCAUGGGGGACAUCCAAUCAUCCACAACACCGUUAAUCAUACUCCACGGAGGUCCUGGAGCAUGCCACGAGUACCUACUACCAUUGACCGACCUCGCGCCCUCCGUUUCGCUCAUCUUCUACGACCAGAUCGGCAAUGGGAGGUCCACCCAUCUGCCGGACAAAGCCGGAGACGAGGCCUUCUGGUCCGUGGGUGCGCGCGGCCUAUUCAAAGACGAGCUCGACAACCUCCUCUCGCAUCUGGGGCUUCAGGAGCGACCCAUCGACAUCUACGGGCAUUCUUGGGCGGCAUGCUGGCGACCGAAUGGGCGGCGACGCCCUCGAGGUCUCCGAAGCUGA